Rhizophagus irregularis DAOM 181602=DAOM 197198 is the source of this 462-nucleotide messenger RNA. NCBI's taxonomy places the organism in Eukaryota, Fungi, Glomeromycota, Glomeromycetes, Glomerales, Glomeraceae. The record is from RefSeq and is a predicted model, not a curated record.
AUGAGGGCUCGGAAGAAGAAAGGAAAUCAGCAAAAAAAGAUGUUGCAACAAUUUAAGAUACUGAUGGAUGCAUUUAUGAGUUUUCGAUGGCUGAGACAUACAAACUUAGAAGAGGCAAAGGUUACUACAAAAGUUCAUGGAUUACAGGCAGAGCAACAUUUAACAUUCACAACUGUCGCAACAAAACAAAUGAAACAUUACGCACUAUCAACAACUCGCGAUAGUCAUGUAAUGGCUCAAAAUUCGCCUCCCAUCUACUACAAAUGGAUGGACAUCUAUCAUACCAUUAUCAGAAACGGACGCGGAGGACCGUUCGAGAUGAUAGCUCAAAACACUGCUGUUGAGGUUGAUCUUCCUGAAGAUAUCAAGGAAUAUCUUCAUUGUUUGCUCAGUGGAAAUAUUAAAAAUGCAUUGUCAGAAGUAGAAAAAACACUUGAUGAGAGACGGCCAUUGAUGUUAUGA